AUGUCUCAACUGGGGGAGAAGAACGCUACUUUCAACCAUCAUGCAACGUGGGAUCGAUCAAGCGAAAAAGACCUCGACUGUACUCAUACUGAAGAUAAGUACGGGGCCGAUGUUGCGGAGGCUCAACAGAUUGCGUCGCAUUGGGUGAAUGGGACAGAUGAAGAGAAGAGACUUGCUCGGAAGCUGGACUGGCGCAUUCUGCCUUGUACGUGGCUACUGUACCUGCUUGGCUUCCUUGACCGUGCGAAUGUUAGCAACGCCAAAACAGGUGGUCUUGAAGACGACUUUGGCCUCACUUCCUCCCAAUAUUCAAUUAUUGUGCUGGUUUUCUUCCUGUCCUAUCUUGUUUUUGAAGUUCCAGCCAACAUGAUCUUGACUCGUGUUCGACCUAGCGUGUUUCUCCCUGGAUUGGGUCUUAUAUGGGGCACUUUUGCCGCUCUCAUGGGAGCGACACAAAAUUGGACCCAAUUGGCGGGAAUGAGAUUCCUGCUUGGUAUUGCUGAGGCUGGAUUUGCUCCAGGGUGUGCUUUCUUCCUUUCAUCCUGGUACCGGAAAUAUGAGCUCGCAACACGUUACGCUAUACUCUACACCUCUGUGCCAAUUGCUGGGGCUGUAUCUGGGCUACUCGCAGGUGUGAUCACUAAUCACAUGAAUGGGAUCCUUGAAGGCAUCGCAUCAAUCAUUGCAUCCGUGAUUAUCUACUUCUUUAUGCCCGAUUAUCCCUCCACUAGUAAACGGUUCCUAUCGGAGGAGGACAGCAUCCUCGCCUGUAACAGACUGGCUGUCGACGGCAUUGGCCUAACACAGGGCAGCGGCGUCAAGGAGAUUCCUCACUGGGAGGCUUUCAAGAUGACCUGCAGUGACUGGAGGGUAUGGGCUCAAUGCUUCAUGUUCGUACUCGUGACGGGGUCUCAGACGAUUCAAUAUUUCAUCCCUACGCUAGUGGAAAGUUUCGGGUGGACAGGUCCAGAUGGCCAAUACCACACAAUUCCUGCUUAUAUGGCUGCCCUCGUCUACGUAGUGCUAUGCUGCUGGCUCGCAGAUCGCUACAAGAAGAAAUGGCAAUUUAUAUGCGGUCUUUCUUUUGUCGGCUGCGUGCUCUUCAUCACUGUCAUCACCGUGAAAGAUAAAAUGGCGCAAUACAUACUCACAAUCUUCGCUUUUGGGACUAUUUACGCCUGUUCGCCAUUAGUGAAAACGUGGGUCGCAGAUGUUAUUCCCCAACCGGCCGCGAAACGAUCUAUCGCUAUUGCGCUCAUUAACGCGAUUGGUAAUGCCUCGUCUAUAUAUUCAUCAUGGCUGUGGCCGGAUAAGGAUGCACCGAGGUAUAUUCCUGGGUUUGCGACUACGACUACCUGGCUAGGUGUUCUGUGUGUGUCUGCAGCUGUUUUCGCUUACUUCUUUAACAAAUAUCCUGCGGAGAAAAUUGAUCAUGCUACGGCUAUGGCCAAUGAGUUGCGGGUGAGGAGGGAGGCACCGGAGGAGUUGAAGGUUUAA
Molecule: messenger RNA, 1497 nt
Organism: Penicillium nucicola
Lineage: Eukaryota; Fungi; Ascomycota; Eurotiomycetes; Eurotiales; Aspergillaceae
Product: nicotinamide mononucleotide permease protein
Exons: 5
Coding region: 1-1497 (498 amino acids)
Biological process (GO): transmembrane transport
Cellular component (GO): membrane
Molecular function (GO): transmembrane transporter activity
Source: RefSeq, a predicted model, not a curated record